AUGCGCCUUGUCGAGCUCGUGGCUGUACCGAUACACCAGAUCGGUGUGCUUCUGUUUCUGUCAGCUUCUAAGAUCCUCAGCGAGGACGAGAUUCGCGCCGUUGUCUCCUUUGAGAAGGAGGGACCUCAAUGGGAAACUCUGGACGAUGGCCGGCUGUACCUGCAUGUCUCGCCGACGUGGCCGGAUACUGGGCCGAAGACCGUGUUCUCGGAAGUGUCGUGGUGUUUGGCCCAGGAGAGUCCGGAGCUGAGUUGA
Molecule: messenger RNA, 255 nt
Organism: Thermothielavioides terrestris NRRL 8126
Lineage: Eukaryota; Fungi; Ascomycota; Sordariomycetes; Sordariales; Chaetomiaceae
Exons: 2
Coding region: 1-255 (84 amino acids)
Source: RefSeq, a predicted model, not a curated record